AUGGCGCUUCCGACGCAGCAGCCCGCCCGCACCUCCAAGUCCCCCGUCGACGUGGGAACCCUGUCCCGACACAUGCGAAACCUCUUCUCCUCCUUCAACGACAACACCACCAACAACAACAACAGCGUGCGGCCCGGCGAAUUCAUCGUCGACGACGACGCCACCCUGGCCUUGAUACGUGACAUCCAGUCCGUGUGCUACGAGAUCGUACUCGCCAGAACCGAGAACACGUCGGCCAACGCAAACCACGCCGACCACGCGACCCGCCUCGCCGACCAGCUCUGGCGCGCGACCAGCGAGCGCGAGGUGCGGUCCAUCAUGGCGCAGCUCCCGCGCGAGCCGGCGCGGCUGCGCGUGGAGCCCGCGGUCUGCGACGGGCUGGCGCAGCGCGGCAUCUACUGCUCGACAUUCGGCACGCUCGUCCGGUACAAGGGCCCCAACGACAUCAGCGACCACGGCAGCAACGACGGCAGCAACAACAACAACAACAACAGCGGGCCGCCGCCCGGCGUGCCCGAGACGGUCAGGGCCGAGCCGGACGUCGAGAGGCGGUGGGAGGCGAAAUUCGCGCGGCUCCGGUCGGCGGCCAGGUGGCGGGCGACGGCGCGGACAAAGGAGCGGGAGCGGGAGCUGGCGCUGGAGCUGGCGCGGGAGCUGGAGCAGGAGCGGGAUCAGGCGCUGGAGCGGGCGCGGGCGCUGGAGGAGGCGGUCGUUGCGCUAGGUUAG
Molecule: messenger RNA, 726 nt
Organism: Diplodia corticola
Lineage: Eukaryota; Fungi; Ascomycota; Dothideomycetes; Botryosphaeriales; Botryosphaeriaceae
Exons: 1
Coding region: 1-726 (241 amino acids)
Source: RefSeq, a predicted model, not a curated record